AGUCAUUUGCACGCACGGCCGUUUUGGGUAUUUUAACCUUGGGAUAGAACUUGUGUUUCGAGAGCCGAGCUGCCGUCCCCAGCUCCAGGAAAGCUAGUCGGGCGAUGGGGCGGGCCCCGUCCGGACAUCACUGCCACAGCCCCACACCGAGAUUCUCCUCUCUGACCCCGCCUCCCCCUGACAGAGGGAGGCACCCCCGCCCCAGGAGCCCGCUGAGAGCAAGGGAAAGUGAAGUGAUGAAGCACAUUUGAUUUGGAGACAGAAGCCAGAAACUCCUCUGCCUUGCUGCGUGCCAGCUGUGUGAUCCCAGGCAAGUCCGUUUAUAGACAUUCCCGGGCCUUGGUCCUGUGUCCUGUUGUAUGGAAGAACAUGUAUAUGAAUGACAAGAGGUAUCUGUUGUGAAACUCCCAGGAGAAUGAGCCGUUUCUCUGAUCUGUCUGUGGCUCUGCAGUCCCCAAGGGACAGGAUUUUAAACCUUUAAAAUUCCACCAGCCACUGUGACACAAUCCUCAGCAGACAAGGAAAUGAGAAAAAUACCAAACAAUGGGAACCUGAGGAUGACGAAGGUGGCGUACCCGCUGGGGCUGUUCGUGUGCCUGUUCAUCUACGUCGCCUACAUCAAGUGGCACUGGGCCUCCGCCACCCAGGCCUUCCUCGGCAUCCCCGAGGUGGCCACGGGGGCCCGGAGGGGCCAGCAGUCCCGCAGUCCCCCGGGGACAGCUGCCCGCGGGCCUGAGCUCUUCUACGGCAUCAUGUUCGACGCGGGGAGCACUGGCACCCGAGUGCACGUCUUCCAGUUCAGCCGGCAGCCUGGAGAAACUCCCACCUUGACCCAUGAAACCUUCAAAGCACUGAAGCCAGGUCUUUCUGCUUAUGCUGACGACGUUGAUAAGAGCACCCCAGGAAUUCAGGAGUUACUGGACAUUGCUAAACAGGACAUACCCUUUGACUUCUGGAAGGCCACCCCCUUGGUCCUCAAGGCCACAGCUGGUUUACGUCUGUUACCAGGAGAAAAGGCUCAGAAGUUACUGCGAAAGGUGAAAGAAGUGUUUGAGGCGUCGCCAUUCCUCGUAGGGGACGACUGUGUUUCCAUCAUGAACGGGACGGACGAAGGUGUUUCUGCGUGGAUCACUGUGAACUUCCUAACAGGCAGUCUGAAGACCCCCGGGAGGAGCAACGUGGGCAUGCUGGACCUGGGCGGAGGGUCCACCCAGAUCACCUUCCUCCCGAGAUUCGAGGGCACCCUUCAGACCUCCCCGCCCGGCUUCCUCACGUCCCUCCAGAUGUUUAAUAGGACCUACAGGCUCUACUCCUACAGCUACCUGGGGCUCGGCCUGAUGUCGGCGCGGCUGGCGGUUCUAGGCGGCGAGGAGGGAAAGCCUGCUGAGGAUGGAGCAGAGUUGGUCAGCCCUUGUUUGUCUCCUGGUUUCAGAGGAGAGUGGGAGCACGCUGAAGUAACGUACAGGGUUUCGGGACAGGAGGCAGCGGGGAACCUCUACCAGCUGUGUGCCCGCCGAGUGUCCGAGAUCCUCCGAAACAAAGUGCACAGGACGGAGGAAGUGAAGGACGUGGAUUUUUAUGCCUUUUCCUACUAUUAUGACCUUGCUGCAAAUGUGGGCCUCAUAGAUGCAGAGAAGGGAGGCAGCCUCGUGGUUGGAGACUUCGAGACUGCGGCCAAGUACGUGUGCCGGACGGCGGAGACCCAGCCGCCGCGCAGCCCCUUCCUGUGCCUGGAUCUCACCUACGUCAGCUCGCUGCUCCAAGGGCUCGGCUUCCCGGGGGACAAAGUGCUGAAGUUGACCCGGAGGAUUGACAACGUGGAGACCAGCUGGGCUCUGGGGGCCACUUUUCAUUACAUCGACUCCCUGAGCCGACAGAAGAGCCCCACCUUGUAGCAGCCCAGCUGCCGGCCGUCCCCGUAGAAGCACUGUCUCUGCGAGAACAGGCCCCUUUGGGACCCCCAGUGUGCGGGGAGGGGGUCACGGCAGAGGCUGAGACCCUCCUCCCCGUGACCUCACAGACCGGCCCCUGGACGUGCUGGAACACGGCCCAGGCCUUGGCUCCCGGUGGGCAGUGACCAGACAGGGUAAAGGGCACAGGCCGAGGCCAGGGUGGCACAGCUGCUGUCCCCACCGUCCCAUCGCAGGGCUGGGGCGGCUGGGGCACACGUCCUGUGACGGGAGUCUUGCUUUGUCCCACUGCCCCCAGCGAGAGCCCCCUGGGCUGGCGGGCCAGGCAUCUCCUGCGUGGGUGUGGACUGUGACAUCAUCCCGACGCCGCUUCCUUGGGUCCUCGGGUGGCUCAGGGUUAGCUGGCGGGUUGGCGCUGAGACUGGAAAGAGGGGCUGGAGGAAAUGCCUCUUUGUGGCCCGUGUACCCCGGCUUCUCAAAGCGGUCUAAACGUGAGCGUGAGCUGCUGUGAGGUAUCUGUGUCGGUGAGUGAGUGAUGUCUGUGUGGUACUGAGUGCUCGUGUAGCAGCUGUGUUCUGAGCCCAGUGGAUGUAUCGCUGCCCUGAGCCAUUUGCAGCCAAGCGGUGUCAGUCGGGCUGAAGCCCCAGAUGCACCCUCUCACGGCCCGUCCCCGCAGGCUCGCAGGAUGCUGGCUGAGCUGUGCACAGGAUGCUUCGUGUCCCAGGCCCGCAGCCGUUCCUGUGGCAUAUGCACAGUUCACGGAAUAAGCUGAACCUCAUGGGUUCCACUUGAAAUAAAGGGUUUUCCAGGGUUUCUGCUCCUUGGAUUCCUCUCGGUGAGCGCCAGCCGUGUCCCUCCACCCCAGGUGUCGGGCACCUGAGGUCCCUGUUCACCAAAGUUUAAACAAAAACCUGCCCAAGUGGGUGACAUGUGAUGGCAGGAUUAAAUCCUGUCGGUACAUCCUGGGGAGACAACAGCAGAAGGACACACAGAAGCCCCCGUCGGGCCCUCCUGGCGUCCCCUGUCCGGGACUGGCCCUGUGGAGGCCCAGGCUGUUCCGGGGUCUGGCAGGGCAGAGCCCCCUUGACUGUGACUCGUGGCACUGCCGGGUGAGGAUCCGGGCUCAUCACCUCCGGCGGCCGUAGGGUCUGGAGCGAGCACCGAGCUCCAGGUUGCAGUGUGUUCAGCAAGGAUCUGGCUUUAAUCCAGGACAGUCAGAAGGGGGUCACGGGCCAGACAAAGACUGGACAGACCCCUCCCAGGGCUGCAGCGGGUCCAGAGUGACGUGACUGCUGAAUAAGCCCAUGUGUUAGGCCUGUGGGGACGGAGCCCUGACCCCCGAGUGGGCAGGGCCGGGAGAGGGAUGCAAGUGUACAACCUGAGAAGCACUGAGCCUGCAGGACAGCCACACGGGGAGUCCCCACCCCGUCCUGGGUGUCCUGACCCAGUCUGGGUCGGGGCGUCGCCACAACCCCAACUCUAGAGGGCUGGAGGGAGGCCACCAGGAUGUAAACACUGGAAACUGGAGCCAGCUGUCCUCUGCCCGGUGGUUUGCCUGAAGUAUCAGUACUGGGGUAGGGGGCAGAGGUCUGCAUGCGACACAGCAGGAAAAGACAGAGCAGGAAGAUGCUUCCCCCAGACAGAAAGCCACGUCAGCACUAAAGCUCCAGGCUCUACUUGACAAGGACAUGAAAACCAGCUCCCCUCCACCCAGUACCCCCGCCUUGGUGGGCCUCCCAGCCCCUUCCUUCCAUGAUACCUAACGGUUUAGAUACUUAAUGGACUCCAGAGGCAAGGAAUCAAAAAUGCAUGAAGGCAGAAGUGAAAAUUGAUUUGGUCUGUUUAUAGGUUGGUGAUCUCACAUCUGAAAAAAUAAACAACUGGACGUUUCCCAAGAGAUUCCCAAAUAAGUCAUGGAAUGUUUUUGAGCUGAGCAGAAUAUGCAAGUCAUUCACUGAGUGUCUUUGUGAUAAUGAAGUAGGCUCUUGUUUUUUAAAAAUAGCCACACGUGCACAUCCCAACACGUUGUGAGUGAUGCACACGCGUGGGCAAGAGGCUCCCACCCACGUGCCCUGCCCGUGUGUCCCGCACCCCACCUUCCCGCCCUCACUCAGAACAGCCGCCCUGUCUGGAUAACAACCCCACGGUGUCCAGCUGUUUGCAGUCCCACACCCGUGUGCGUGAGCUGGCCUGACAUUGCGGACCCAACUGCAGGAACGUGCUUUAUUUUGUCUUAGGGUGCUUCUUAGAAGGGUAUUUUAAUAAGGAAUUUAAAAUCUAAAUUAAAUUGCAGCUUAAGCUGAAUGAUGUUGGAGAGCCUUGGAUCAACAUAAAUUAGAAAAUAAUGGAAUUAAACUGAUUUUUACUCCCUAAUAUGAAAUGUACCCUCUCGAUACUCAGAAUAGUUCAACCUACUUCCUGUUUGUCUUCACGGGGUUAAGUAUCUUGAGAAAAUAGAAAAUGUGCCGGGAGCUCUGUGUCUUAGGUGACUCACUGAGGCGUCCCACUGGGAGACCCUGCCCUGACUUCUGGGGUCCAGUUCCGAGAGGGUGUUGUGUGGAGCUGGGGUCUAUUUUCCCUGCCCUCCUGGAGGAGGUGGACGAGUCUUAAGGGUGAUAUAAAUGGAGUGGUUGAAGGGGUGGCCUUGCUGAUCUAGGGAACCGCUGGAGGUGACAAGCACCUGUGAAGAUCGGGGCCCUGGUGGGAGCAAAGUCCUUUUAAGAAGCAACACUUUUCCAGAAGACAGAGUUGUGAGACCCCUGGAGGAGUUUCGGGAAGGACUUCACUUGAAAUACCCGCAAGGGUUUGCCUGCUGCUGUUAUGCCACCUCAUGCAGAACGGGAGCGGAUUCCCCAGGCAAGACACGACAUCAUGUCUUGAACUGUUCUUUUCUUAAUUGAGGUACAAUUGACAUAUAACAUUGUAUCAGUUUAGGUGUACAACAUAAUGAUUCCACAUUUGUAUAUGUUGUGACGUGAUCACUGAUAAGUCUAGUUAACAUCUGUCACCGUAAAGAGUUACAGAAUUUUUUUCUUGUG
This is a messenger RNA of Balaenoptera acutorostrata (minke whale), 4948 nucleotides long. It is a transcript of the gene ENTPD6, whose product is annotated as ectonucleoside triphosphate diphosphohydrolase 6. Bases 525 to 1895 code for a protein of 456 amino acids. Gene Ontology annotation, biological process: nucleoside diphosphate catabolic process. The transcript is spliced from 16 exons. Gene Ontology annotation, molecular function: UDP phosphatase activity; GDP phosphatase activity. NCBI's taxonomy places the organism in Eukaryota, Metazoa, Chordata, Mammalia, Artiodactyla, Balaenopteridae. Gene Ontology annotation, cellular component: membrane; Golgi apparatus. The record is from RefSeq and is a predicted model, not a curated record.